AGCGCGGUGCUUGGUGCGCGCCACCUCCCCUCGGCCCUGCUUGCUGGCCUUCCCCACCUAAGUCCUUGGGCGGUUCAGCUGGCCCCACCCCUUCUUCCUCUCCUGGCCCGGAGGCCUGGUGCGCGGGGCAGCGCAACGUUCGCGGCCUGGCUAUUGGGGCAAGCGGUUUUGGCGCUCUCGAGGGUGGCACGCCAGGCGCGGGGCGCGAGGCCAGAGCUUGCUCGGCAGGGUGCGGGGGGAGGGUCCGACGGAGCCCCUAGAGGAGAGCAGGGACAGGCAGGGGGUUGCCGAGGCAAGUGAGACACUGGAGCUGAGAGAGCAUCAUGGCUGUGUUUCUGGAAGCCAAGAAUGCCCAUGCAGUCCUGAAACGGUUCCCUCGGGCCAAUGAGUUCCUGGAGGAGCUACGUCAGGGCACCAUCGAGCGGGAGUGCAUGGAAGAGAUCUGCAGCUAUGAAGAGGUCAAGGAAGUAUUUGAGAACAAAGAAAAAACGAUGGAGUUUUGGAAGGGAUACCCAAAUGCAGUCUACUCAGUUCGAGAUCCCUCACAGAGCUCAGAUGCCAUGUAUGUGGUGGUGCCCCUUCUGGGGGUAGUCUUGCUGAUUGUCAUUGCCUUGUUCAUCAUCUGGAGGUGCCAGCUGCAGAAAGCAACUCGUCACCACCCCUCCUAUGCUCAGAACCGGUACCUAGCCAGUCGCACCGGGCACAACCUCCCCCGAGUCAUGGUAUACAGGGGCACUGUGCAUAGUCAGGGAGAGUCCUCUGUGCACCGAGAGGCAGGGAAUAACCCUCAGAUAGUCCUGGGGCCCAGCCGGGGAGGCAGAACCACUGUCCGGCUGGAGAGCACCCUCUACCUCCCAGAGCUCUCUCUCUCCAGACUGUCCAGUGCUACCCCUCCUCCUUCCUAUGAGGAAGUGACUGCACCCCAGGAGGGCAGCAGUGAGGAGGCCAGUGUCUCUUACAGUGACCCUCCCCCAAAGUAUGAAGAAAUUGUGGCAGCCAGCCCCAGUGCAGACAAGUAGCUAAGCACAGGCCCUGGCCUGUAUAAAAGCCUCUUCCAGAGGUAGCCUGCUUCCUUUUGGACUUCUGAAAGACUGUGCCACCACAGAACAGCCUUAGCCUCCUUGUUGCCAAAUAAUUCCCCAACAGUGGAUUUGUAGGAAGUCAGUUAGUAGAGACAGUUGGUGUGUCUGUGUGUGUCGGGGGAGGGGGUAGGGGCAUAGGACAAGUACAUGAUACCCCAGGGAAAAGCUACAGACCUGAAAGCCUGGGUCUUUCAGACCCCUACCCCACCCCCAACUAUGCCAAGUCCCCACUGUCCUGCCCUCUCUUUAGGGACUGGCUUCUCUUAUGCCAAAGGAACCAUCUCAUGGUGUUGAUUGUGGCCAGAAUGUGGCCAGCAUGUCCACAGGCUCAUCCCUGAGGCUAUGGGGAUGUCUGGGAACCCCUGUGUUUCUGGAGACCUAGGCCACAGAGAUGAGGUGGUCAAGCUAGCCCUGCAGUUUCCCCUUUCUCAACAGUUCCAUGCUUACUGUUCUCACACAUAUUAUGAGGACAGAAAUAAGGGUUGAACUAGGAACAAAACACAAGUAAUAGAUAAUGAACCAUAGAUGAAAACAAUAGCCCUUUGAAGCCCUCCAGAAGAAAUCAAUUAAAUAGACAUUGGCACAGCCUUCAUCCAACACCCAUCCCUAUGCUCCUGACCAGGAUGAAAUCUAUGUGUAGAUCAGGCUGGUAGGAGGACAGGGCAUGAGAAGGAUGAGGAAAGAGGGCUGGAUGGCAGAGCUCCUUCUUCCAGACCAAUCAAGGGGCCCACUUGAACUCUGCCAUCUUGUUUCUGAUGUGAACCAGCUGUACUAAAAACAAGUCCACACUGGCAUAAGGCCAUAUGUAACCUUAGAGUGCUCUGUAUGUGGGAAACUGAUGUCUCCUUCCCCCAUGGAGCCCAGGGCCUCUCCCUGGUUGUUACAGACUGGCACAGAAAGCUCAAGAUUCCACUUUUGUGGGGUUGAUAAAUCCAUAGGAUAGUUAAAACCAUGAGCUCCACCUCCUUGCCACUGUGCUGUCUGGCUUUGAAGUUUUAGGAUACUUCCUUUUUUUGUAAAUAGGUGCAUUGAACUUGAACUUAAGAUUGUGAUUCUCCUAAUGAUGGUGCCCAUACAGGGAGAAGUUCCUGAAGUGUCUCUUAAAAAUUUUCUUAGUAGGAAAGCCCAUGACCUGGGGUCUAAAGCCCACCUGGGGUUUGCUCUGCCACAGCCAGGUGCUGAUAUGUUUUCAAUGAGGCUUUGGAAGAUGUUGGGCAGAGGUGACUUGCUCUUUAACUGUCAAUGAUAAAGUAAAAGACACUGUUGAUACCAUCUCUACCCGCUCCAGUCUAUUCUCCUGGUCUCUGUGCCAAAUCAUUUUUCCUCUGUGGUGCUUUAAAAAAUGUAGCACAUUUUCGUGGGGCCCAAAAAGAAUGCAUAGUGUGGGUCUGUUGGCAACUGCAAUGGUUUCCAAUCCACAGUGUUGAAAAGGUUCCUUCUGUCUAAGCAGCUCUCCAAGGCAGACACUAAGACACAUUCCUUGAAUGCAGCCCUACCUUGAGGCCCCAGAUGACUUCUAGAGGCUGUUCCAGUGAAGGGGACUUUCCCGGGGGGGGGGGGGAGUGUUUCUAGUCAAGGUUAUGUUCUUACCCCAGUGAGGCUGCCAACUUGUAAUAACUCCACCCUGUGGUUCCCCUACCUCGCAGGCCCAUUGGAGGCUGAUAGAGCUAAUGCUCCUGAAGUGCUUGAAGCACCUUGGAACCAGUGAAGUUUGCCCUUAGCAGGAUUCUUUUAGAAAUAGGUAUUAGCUGUGAGGGACUGGUUUUAGUUGAGGGCUUCAAAUGCCUCUGAUGUUGUCAAUCUGAGGAGUCAGUCUCUUUCCAUUUGAUCCUAUGUGGGCCUUCCUCUCUCCCCAGUUUCCUGACACCAAAAAUGCUGACUAGAUGGCAUUCCUCCCUCUAUCCCUCCAUUUUGAACUUCUUCUCACCCUCCCUCCCUUGCUGAUUUCUUUCCUUCAUGCCUUCCCUCUUCCCUUUUCUUUUUUUCCAUUUUUCUUUUUAUUCUUCCUCUCCAUUGGUCUUCUAGUAUUGCGCUCUGGCCCUUCCUAAUGAAGGGAUUUGGGGCUCUGAAGCUCCCUGUUUUUUCCAUGAUGGAGAUUGAGAUCAAUCUCAUUCAGACAUGACAGAGAUCCUGGGGAAGCUGGAAGCUCUGGGUCAGCCCAACCUCUCCAAGCAUUUUAUUAAGCUGGUGCCUGAUUGUGACCUGGGAUAUAUGAAAAAAAGACUUACCCCAAUGUGACUCCUCCCCCAGAUAGUCAGGCAUAGGCUCCACUGACCGGAGCCACAGAGAGUAUGCCAAGGAAUGCCCACUGCCUUUGGCAUGUGUUGAGGUUUUUCUGUUGAGCUGCCUGGCAGCUAGAGGCUAGGGAUACAUGGGUAAGAGCAGGAAACCUACUCCCAAGGCCUGUUGAGAGUGAUAUAUAGCCCCAGGAGCUGAGGACCGGAUGCAGGGUGAAUGAGAAGCAGCUCCUUGCAUGUGGCCUGUGGACUCUGGGUCAGGUGCUUCACAGAGCUCUUCCAGGUGAUUUGUGCCAAGGCCUCUGCAAUGGUUUUUCACAGCAUAGUGUUUAGUAUAUAUAAUGGGCAUAAUUCCUCAAGGUGCACACUUGGCUUUAUGAAUGCCCUGUACAUAUCUUUUCAAACUCUGUCUUUCUAUAGACAUUGAUUUGAUACAAUGCUAACAAUUCAGUAGCCACAUCUGUAUUUGUUUGAGACUUGUGUGUGUGUGCGUGUGUAUACAUGUAGGCAUGUUGUCUUUUCUCAUUGCUUCUAUGAAAUGUUAGCUGGUGUGUAGUUUUAUUUGUCCCAGGAGGUAUCUUCUCUGAAGGGAAAACUGUCAUCAUCUUGUGGGGCCCGCACUCUAUGGGACCCCCUCCCACUCACAUGCCUAUUCUGUAGGUGUCAGCAGCUGAAGGAAAUCUGAGAACUCCUGAGUGUGUGUGUGUGUGUGUGUGUGUGUGUGUGUGUGAGAGAGAGAGAGAGAGAGAGAGAGAGAGAGAGAGAGAGGUGGGGGUGGGAAGGAGAGAGAAUGAAUGUGUGUGUGUAGGGGAAAGGAGAGAGAAUAAAUGAGUGUGUGUGUGUGUGUGUGUGCGUGUGUGACUAUUGACUUUCAGAAUGGUGGAGUUAGUUACUUAGAUAUUUUUCUGUAAAAAUGAGAAGGCUUUAAAAAUUUCCUUAAAAUAAGGCUGUCACUUGUUUUCAACCAAAACCUUUUUAAGACUUUUUCAACAAUAACAGCAGUCCUGUCAGUCCCCUCCCAGACUGCCCAUCACUUUGGGUUUUCAAAAUGAAAGCACAAAAGAAAGAAUGGGGUGCACAGGUGCCUGACAUGUGCAUACCCGUGCACAGCUGUGCUGUGCCCUGGCUUAUUACAGAGGCGUGAUCCCGAGCAGUUGGACAUGGGAAACUGAGGCUUCCUCUGCUAGUUGCCAAUCCCACUGCCAUUAGUGUGAAUUCCUUAGGGUGCUCCAGCAAACAAGCAUCUGCACAAUUGUUUGGACAUUGUCUUGUUGGUAGUCCAAACAUUAGGGAUUAGGGACAGCAGUGUUUUCUGUUUAAGCAGUUCCAGACAGAUAAUUCCCCUCUCCCAGUGGAUGGCAACUCCCCAGAUCCCAGCCAGAGUUGAUGGAUCUUUUGACAACCAAAUGGCAUCCCAUAAGAAAACUAAGAAAAAAAACCCCAACAUUUCCACUAGAUUGUCUUUUAAUUCAAGUGAGAGAAAAAUGGCAGAGACAGGCUGUGAGUUGCCAGGACUGUGUCUUUUUAGUACAGUGUGUGUGCUCUGACUGUGUGUUUGCUCACAGUAAAGCCUGAGCUGCUGGGCUGGACUGCUUUUGAGCUUGUCAAGUGCUGAAGCUCCAUUUCCAGGCGUCACUGAGAUUCUGGAACAGUCACAUCUUCCCCACUAAAGUCUCCUAAUACUAAUCAGUAUAAUUAGCUAAUUUUAGACUUCUGUAAUCACACUGUUUCCAACUACAGUAAAAGCCCAUUAAUUUGAGCCCACUAAUUCAGAACUUAGAGGAAAUCCUAAUUGAAGAUAAUUCACAGUAACCACUAUUCUUGCUACAUAAAAAUAUUUGAAAGCAUCUUCCUUUCAGUCAGUCUUCAGGGACUUCUUUGUGGAAGGAAUUCAGUUUAAAAUGGGUACCCUUUUCAAAGGAAAAGCUUGAGGCGCCAAGGAUCCCUUCAUUGUGCCUUCAGCUUGGAGUUUAGCACUUCUUGUGUGUAAGGUUCUUUCUGUGCAGGGUGAUCUCUUGUUCUCUCUCCAUUGUGGGGAUGCUAGAUAUUGCAGCCUUUCACUCUGUGUCUGUAUUUACCCUGUGAAUAACAUAGUUUGUGAUCUUGACUGCAAUUUCAACACCAGUUCAUGUUUUUCUAAGUGUUCUUUAAAGCAGAUGUUGCACUAGCAGACUGCCUGCCCUCAUUCACCCCUAAGUCUUCAAACUUUAGAGCUUCUCCUUUCCCAGGCCGUGGGAGGCGAAUUUCUCUCUCUCUCUUAACAAGAAUUUCUCUGACAAAAAUCUCCAAACAGCACACCCCCUCAGCUUGAUGUCUCAACAGUUGUUUCAUUGUACUGCUAUCUGACCUCUGAACAACAUGCCUGCCCUUCUCCAGCUCCCAGUGAGCAUUAAGACUGAUAUCUGGGAUUGGGACCAACCCUCCAGCUACUUUUUGCCUCCCAACCUGUCUUGCCUCAUUGAUACCACUUUCCCAGGCCUGAAUCCACCUGCUAUUUCACUCUGUCAUUGUGAAUUUGUGACAGUGGCAACCCUGAUAUGUGCAACUGAGCUUAUGAUUGAUGUGAAAUGGAUUAAUUUUGGUACCAUUUGAAACUGUGCUUGUAUUCAUGUGUUGACCAGUGUCAGCUGGGACAUCUGUAUAUUCAGUCAUACGUUGGGAUGUUGAGAUUUCAAAUGGAGCCUGGGGGCAACAAACCAACUUGCUUCUGACCUUUCUCAUGCAUGCUCUCUGGCUCCCUUUUUACAAUUGUUAAGUUUAGCUGUAAACUUUUGUGUCUUUCUGUAUAAGAAAACAGUGAGUAAAAAUAAAGAACAAAUGGCAUCCA
Messenger RNA from Peromyscus maniculatus bairdii (prairie deer mouse), 6146 nucleotides. It is a transcript of the gene Prrg3, whose product is annotated as proline rich and Gla domain 3. NCBI's taxonomy places the organism in Eukaryota, Metazoa, Chordata, Mammalia, Rodentia, Cricetidae. Gene Ontology annotation, molecular function: calcium ion binding. Gene Ontology annotation, cellular component: extracellular region. The record is from RefSeq and is a predicted model, not a curated record.